UUUUUUUUUUUUUUUUUUUUUUUUUUUUUUUUUCUCUUUUUCCUCUUUUUCCUCUUUAUUAUUGUUCAAAUCGUCCCAUAGCAUGGAGUUGGCGGUGUUCUUCUUGUUGCUUUUCUCCUCCCCCCACCCAAGACUGGGUCACCAUUUAACACGAUUCGCGCCAUGUCAUUUUGUUUCUAUCUUUUCGGUUUCUAUCUUUUCGGGUGCCAUGGAUUUAUUGACAUGUCAUGUCACGUACAACUUACAACGUCCAUUGAAGGACAUUUUAGCGCUAUCCCAUACACAGGGGUGUUACUUUUCGGGGGAAAAUGGAGUUAUUUCAACAUUUAAGAGGAAUAUUUACAGAACACAGGAUGUCUUUUCUAAUUUUUCUUUUUUGUCUAUAUUAAAAAAGCGUUCCAGUCAUUCUACCAAUUCCUGGAAUUUUUGAUCGAUCGUUGAGGAUUAAUAGUAUCUUAGUGGUAUCGUACUCAUGGACCCGUAAGCAGUUCGUCAAAACGUCCGGAGAUUGACGCUUCUUGUCGUGGAAUUGCACAGGUUGUGGAUUGUUGAAGUCCUCAUCCAACCUUGCAAUAAGUCUCAGUAUUUCAGCACAUCGUGCUGGUCUUAUGCCUCACAGGCCCAGGCUGGUUGCCAUUUA
Messenger RNA from Aspergillus glaucus CBS 516.65, 640 nucleotides. RefSeq lists its product as uncharacterized. The record is from RefSeq and is a predicted model, not a curated record. Lineage: Eukaryota; Fungi; Ascomycota; Eurotiomycetes; Eurotiales; Aspergillaceae. The coding region runs from base 83 to 430 and encodes 115 amino acids. The transcript has a single exon.